AGUGAUGACAUGAUGAUAUGUCUGUAAUGGUCAACCCUCCUUCAUAAUGGGCAAUUAAAAAAUUUGCUGGGAUUGAAAUUUUUGAAACAAUAGCCGUCGACGUGUAUCCGGCUAUUUCGCAAAUCGGACCACAAUAUUCAUUCUUUGUUCUAGCCCCGUUUCAUUUGAAUUUGAGAUUUGAGACGUGUAGAUUGUUUUAUUUGAUUGAUUUUUUUUUACUAAAAUCUCAGAUUUUGAUUUCAAUUUAUUUGUGCAUUUAUCGCAGCUUUUAUGUUACAAAUAGAAUUUGAUUUGAACAAAAAGGUUUUCCGAUUGUAAAAGAGUACAUUUAAUCAAAAAAAAAGUUUGUGUGUGUUUUCCAUAAUAGUAAUUUAGCCAUAAAGUGUUUCACUUUACCUCGUGUUUCACCAUUUUUCUUUCUGUCGAUUAGAAGCGACCGCAAUUCAUUCGCCUGUACCACAAACACCAAUUUACAAAAUGGUUCAUGUAACUUUUAAUGAAAAAGUUGAGUGCCAUCAGUACAGCUCCACACAUACAGAAAAUCAACCGGAUGAUGACAAGGAUGAAGCUGCAGAUGCGGGUCCAUCGAACGUAUGUGCGCAAUCGGGUCCAAAAUACACAGCUGAAUUUCUGAAGGGAUUGAGAUACGGUCCUCACACUCAGACGUGCCCGGAUGCUAUAAUAAAUAGCGGAAUUCGUAAACUCGCUACUGACGUUUUCUGGAAUAGAACAGGCAAGAGCGUACCUUCCCGACAACAAUACCCUCAGAAUUAUAGAGGACAGCGCCGCAAUUCUCAUCAACUUACACCAUUUUACUCAACUUACAAUCAACCGAAUAAUGGUGGAAAUCGCGACUGGCUAAAUCAGCCAAUCGAACCGAUUGGUAGUAGCCAUUACACGCGCAGACAUUUUGCAAUGACGGAGUAUCCUGAUAAUUUCCCUUACAACAAAAGUUACAUGUUGUCAGACCUCGGUCAACGUCAGAAUCAAAAAUCAGCGUCUGACUCGAAAAGUUCGAAUGAGGAUGAAGCGCUACCUUUGUGGGUCAGUGAGGGACCAACGUCUCAGACCGAUUAUGUUGAGUUGCAUGGUUUCGAAGGGCCUGACAUGCAGGAACAUCACGAACAUCACAACAGAAACGAUCAACUCGCAUGUGUCGAUUGCAAUGUCAGCGGGGGUCCAACAAGUGGUACCAGCAGCAACAAUGGUUCACCCCCAGCUAAAAGUACACCAGCAAAGGUUACUUUCAACGAUUCUCAACGUACCAAGAGGCCUUAUGCAGGACGACAUCCUAACUGGCAGAAUAAUUCCGACAAUCGUCAAGGUGGUGUUGCUCCACUACUGAACGAAAUAUUCAAGAAUUUCUCUGCUCCUCAGAAUCAAUCGAAUUUAAGAGGCCUAAAUCCGAUUGUAAGCGUGCAAGACGUCGAAUCAACGCUGCUAUACGACAGAUUGAAAUUCCGACAAAUGGUUGCGCAAAUGCAGCAGAACAUGAUUUACCGAAAUCGGGUGUAUGCUCUACACGAACCAAUUCCAAAUGCAUCACAAGUUUUAUCGGAAAUCGAUAAAAUUCUUCGAUCGAGUAACGAUCCAGUCUACAAACGUCCCGAAGUUCGUACGUUAAUCAAGAGCAUCAUUGAAUCUGUGAUUCCUCCAGUAAAUAUCAUGAAUCUUUUGAAAGAUCCGUUAACCGAACCACAAAAUCGCGAAACAAUUCAAGCAGCGCUGAAGGUAAUCACCCAGGCCAAACAGAAUGCAGCCAAGGUGAUGAAAACUCAUACGCCAACUGAAUCGGAGCUCAGGGCUCACAUGGAUGCAAUAUUGCAGGAUGCCAUCAUAAAGAAAAGGAUGGAAAAUUUGAGCAACGAAUUGAUUAAAGGACAAUAUCAGCAGGGUGGAAGAAAUUUACCGAAUCAAUCGUUUCAUCACCUAUUCCGACCGAACGAUGCUGGACGAUUCGAAGGCCAUUCGCAGAGCGAUACACGUGGACAAUGCCAAUCCUUUGAGAAUGGAACAGCUCAAGUACAAGAUAACAAUCUUAAUCGCUGGUUUUCGCCGAAUCUUUUGAACAAAGGACAAUUUCCGCAAAUUCCCAGCGAACAUCUACGCUCUGAAGAGUUAGAAAAUAAAUUUAAGCAAACGUUGAUGGGCAACGAUAAGAAAGUUGAAGAAGUCAAGUAAAGCUUCUUCAAAUACUUCAUUUAAUAAUCAUCUAUUCGCUCAUAUAUUCUCGAUGAAUGCUCCUACGUUUUUUGAUGUUGAUUUGAAGUAGGCACAUGAAUUUAUUAUACAAACGCGUUGCCAUCUCACUUCACCAAUUUUUUUUUUUUAUAAUUUUUCCCAAUUUCCUAUCAUUCCAAGUUCGAAACACGAAUAUUUUGCUAAGGUUUUCUUCAAUGUUUGAACACUCUCUUUUAUUAAUAACAAUUUGGAAUUGAUGUUCAAAUGGUCCAAUGAAUUGGCAUUAUUAGGUAGUAAGCGCUGUAACAAAGUUUAAAUUAAAAAAAAAUCUUUUAGAAAAAGCAA
Messenger RNA from Bradysia coprophila, 2526 nucleotides. RefSeq lists its product as uncharacterized. The record is from RefSeq and is a predicted model, not a curated record. NCBI's taxonomy places the organism in Eukaryota, Metazoa, Arthropoda, Insecta, Diptera, Sciaridae.